CUCUUAUAUAAAUUAGAUAUAGAUUUUAGAAAAUGUCUGAUACAAAUUUCAAGAAGGCAGUUCUCUAUAUGUGGAAGUCAGUCCAGACUGGCCACCAUGGUAAUAUCAAGCAGUUGUUGACACCUGAAUUCCCAGUAGACAGUCCUCUCACAGAUGGUUGCAUGACUGGAUUGCAUAUUGCUUGAUCAAGAGGAGAUAUAGAAUCUGCACAAAUAUUUUUAGAGGCAGGAGCCGACAUCGGGAAGGCAGACAAGCUGGGAAGGACUGCAUUGCAUUUUGCAGCAUCAAUCGGAACAAAUUUGGAGUUGAUAGAACUCCUCGUCGACUCUGGAGCUGAUGUUAACUCCCAAUCCUCAGGUGGAGAGACCCCAAUUAUGAAAGCAAUUUCCUUUGAUAAUGCUGAUGCAACAAAAACAUUGCUAGAGAAAGGAGCUGAUCCUGAAAUUGAGAAUAAAAUGGGCCGUAAUGCUAUCAGUUUUGCCAAGGCUUCCAGAAACAAGGACAUCUUAGCAGCCCUUGGAGUUGAUGAGAGUGGGGAUGUACUCAUGGGAUAAGAUAUUGAUAAUCUUUUCAACAAUGCUAA
Moneuplotes crassus is the source of this 583-nucleotide messenger RNA. Lineage: Eukaryota; Ciliophora; Spirotrichea; Euplotida; Euplotidae. The record is from the annotation of a GenBank genome assembly.